Messenger RNA from Clarias gariepinus (North African catfish), 2662 nucleotides. It is a transcript of the gene oca2, whose product is annotated as oculocutaneous albinism II. Gene Ontology annotation, cellular component: melanosome membrane. Bases 1 to 2472 code for a protein of 823 amino acids. The transcript has 23 exons. The record is from RefSeq and is a predicted model, not a curated record. Gene Ontology annotation, biological process: transmembrane transport; melanocyte differentiation; melanin biosynthetic process. Lineage: Eukaryota; Metazoa; Chordata; Actinopteri; Siluriformes; Clariidae.
AUGUAUCUGGAGAACAAGAGCAAUCUGGAGAGGGAGAUGUCCCAGACGGGAGCUCAGGGCCAUCAGAAGACUGAGCCUGUGGCAGAGAACUUUGAUGAGCUGCGUCUCCUGGAAGGAUUUUCCAAGAGGACGGAGACACAGAAGCUGCUGCAGGCUGCUGCCGUCCCACCGGGACACCACAUCAUCUACACCAACCACCAGGAGCACAGGAGAAGCUUCAGUAUGGUGAACUUCCUGACGGGGAAGACGAGCCACACGGAGAGAUCGCCGCUGCUCCGCAUCGCUCAGGAUGAUGGUUUAACAUACAUGACCCUGCGUGACACCGGCUUCGUUCCGGGGGACGACUCAUGGGACGGGAACUCGGUCGAGCUGGAGCGGAGAUGUCGACUGGGGAGCGAGGUGACCAGCCUGUCCUACUCGGUGUCCACUGACAAAACUGAGAACAACUUCAAACUCUCCUCUAACCUCAGAAACUGUUUGAGUGUUACAAAACUUGUGACCAUCUUCAUCAUCGUCAUUCUCUGUACAUUGUUGUUCAGCAUGUUUCCUGAUCGAGACCGUCCCCGGAGGAUGCUGGCUGUCUCGUCCACUUCAAGUUUCUCUAUGAACUUGACAAAUUUCCGUGAAAAUGCCUUGCUGAAGCUUCAGGUGGGAGGUCCAUUUCAGGGUGGGAUCGAAGACGCUUCUGCACAGGAGUACAUCGUGGUCCAAGUAGAGCAGACAGUAGAGAUAUCGGCUCGCAGGAAGCGAGUGCAACAGGUGUUUUAUAACUGGACGAUACCUUUACAUUCCAAAAGGAGUGACGAGAUUCUCAAAACAAGGACCUUUGCGAUGCUUAAUGGAGCUCCAAUCCAGAUCACCGUGCAGGCCUUCCUGCAGGACAAUCAGGUGGUUCCUCUGUCCAUGACCCACCAGGCGCUUUCUCUACGAGUGGAAACUCAAGUGCUCAUUGCUGGACUCAUCCUGGCUGGAGUUUACGUGCUGAUCAUCUUCGAGAUCGUCCAUCGUACCCUGGCGGCCAUGCUGGGAUCACUGGCCGCGCUGGCAGCUCUCGCCUACGUCGGAGAUAGACCCAGCCUGAUGACGGUUGUAGAGUGGAUUGACUUUGAAACAUUGGCCUUGUUGUUUGGCAUGAUGAUUUUGGUGGCCAUUUUUUCUGAAACCGGCUUCUUUGAUUAUUGCGCUGUUAAGGCAUAUCACUUGUCCAGAGGACGCGUUUGGCCGAUGAUCAUCAUCCUGUGUCUCAUCGCUGCCAUUCUGUCUGCGUUCCUCGACAACGUCACCACCAUGAUGCUCUUCACUCCCGUCACUAUCAGGUUGUGUGAGGUGCUGAAUUUAGACCCCAGACACGUCCUGAUCGCUGAGGUCAUCUUCACCAACAUCGGAGGAGCAGCGACGGCGGUCGGCGACCCCCCCAACGUCAUCAUCGUCUCCAACCAGGACCUCCGCAAAAAGGGAAUGGAUUUUGCUGGGUUUACGGGCUACAUGUUCCUGGGAAUCUGCCUGGUUCUGUUGACCUCCUUUCCCUUCCUGAGGAUUCUCUUCUGGAAUAAGAAACUCUACAAUAAAGAGUCCAGCGAGAUUGUGGAGCUGAAGCAUGAGAUUCUGGUGUGGAGACAGACAGCACAGCGGAUCAACCCCGCCAGCCGAGAGGAGACCGCCGUCAAGUGUCUCCUCAUGGAGAAGGUUCUCAACCUGGAGAGCCUCCUGCGCAAGAAGCUCCGGACCUUCCAGAGGCAAAUAUCCCAGGAGGACAAAAACUGGGAGAGCAACAUCCAGGAGCUACAGAAAACGCACAGAAUCACAGAUAAAGUCCUGCUGGUGAAGUGUGUCUCGGUGCUCGCCAUAGUCAUCUUCAUGUUCUUCCUCAACUCCUUCGUAGCCGGGAUUCAUCUGGAGCUUGGUUGGAUUGCGGUACUCGGUGCUCUGUGGCUGCUGAUUUUGGCGGAUAUCCAGGACUUUGAGAUCAUCCUGCACAGAGUGGAGUGGGCCACGCUGCUCUUCUUCGCCUCACUGUUCGUGCUCAUGGAGGCUUUGGCGCAGCUUCAGCUGAUUGACUACAUCGGAGCUCAGACUGCAGCGUUAAUUAAAGCCGUACCAGAGGACGAGCGUCUGGCCAUCGCCAUCAUCCUGGUCAUGUGGGUCUCGGCUUUGGCGUCCUCACUCAUCGACAACAUUCCCUUCACUGCUACCAUGAUUCCCGUGCUGAUCAACCUAAGCCAGGACGUCGACGUCAACCUGCCGGUGAAACCGCUUAUAUUCGCUCUGGCCAUGGGAGCGUGCUUAGGAGGUAACGGGACCCUGAUCGGUGCGUCGGCGAACGUCGUGUGCGCUGGAAUUGCAGAACAACAUGGAUACGGGUUUUCGUUCAUGGAAUUCUUCAGGUUGGGAUUCCCCAUGAUGAUGAUGACAUGCACGAUAGGCAUGUGCUACCUGCUGGCGACUCAGAUAGGCCUGGGCUGGAACGUCUAAAUCUGACUUGUGACAGUGUCUGAUAUCUGAUUGAUGAUGAUGAUGAUGAUGAGGAACCAUUCUAGUCCAUGCUGACUGAAAUCCCAGUGCAUCGAGCUGCAACGAUGUACUAAACCAGUGGAACAAGGGAACACCUGCUGCGUAUUUCCACUGUUUUAUGGUGCUCUUGCCAACUUUCGUGUUAUUCCUA